UCUCAGCUUGCUCUAGUCUCGCCUGGACAUUUUCCUGGUCGCUGAUGUUUUCAUCGUGGAUUUUUACCUUCUGCUUUUACUGGACUUUGGUUCGCGAAACUUGGGAAAACAAGCAGGCACAGUGGAAGACAUUCCUCACAGUUUUUCCUGAGGUCUGAUAACUCCUCCUAGGCUGCAUCCUGCCAACACAUCUCUGUUCCCUCCUCUUCAGAUCUGGAAGUUUCCUGCUGAGGCUAACAGCUUCCAGGCCUCAUUCACUGCAGCAACACAUGAUGUUUAGAUCAGAGCUCAGAGCUGCUGUUGUUCUAUAGAGGAGGAAACUACGCAGUCGUUACUGGGAGCUAAAAUGGCGCAGAGAAUAGUUCAACUAGACCAAAGUAACUUUUCUUGUUCCAUCUGUUUGGAUCAACUGAAGGAUCCGGUGACUAUUCCCUGUGGACACACCUACUGUAUGAACUGCAUUAAAAGCCACUGGGAUGGAGAAGAUCAGAGGAGAAACCACAGCUGCCCUCAGUGCAGGAAAGAGUUCAUACCGAGACCUAACCUGGAGAAAAAUGUCAUGUUAGCUGCUUUAGUGGAGGAUCUGGAGAAGACUGGACUCCAAGCUGCUGCAGCUGAUCACUGCUAUGCUGGACCUGAAGAUGUGGCCUGUGAUGUCUGCACUGGGAGGAAGAUGAAAGCUGUCAAGACCUGCCUGGUUUGUCUGAUUUCUUACUGUGAGAAUCAUCUUCAGCCUCAUUAUGAAUCUCCUGCUUUUAAAAAGCACAAGCUGGUGAAUCCCACCAAAACUCUCAUGGAAAGCAUCUGCUCUUGUCAUGAUGAGGUGAUGAAGAUGUUGAUGGAUGGUUAUGAAACAAUCUCUGCAGAAGCAGAAAGGGCUGAGAAGCAGAAGAAGCUCCAGGAGAGUCGACAACAAAUCCAGCAGAGAAUCCAGGACCAAGAGAAAGAUGUGAAGCUGCUUCAACAGGAGGUGGAGGCCAUCAAUGUCUCUGCUGAUAAAGCAGUGGAGGACAGUGAGAAGAUCUUCACUGAGCUGAUCCGUCUCCUCCAGGAAAGAAGCUCUGAUGUGAAGCAGCAGAUCAGAUCCCAGCAGGAAACUGAAGUGAGUCGAGUCAAAGAUGUUCAGGAGAAGCUGGAGCAGGAGAUCACUGAGCUGAAGAGGAAAGACGCUGAGCUGGAGCAGCUCUCACACACAGAGGAUCACAACCAGUUUCUCCUCAACUACCCCUCACUGCCAGCACUCAGUGAGUCUACACACUCAUCCAGCAUCAACAUCCGUCCUCUGAGACACUUUGAGGACGUGACAGCAGCUGUGUCAGAGCUCAGAGACAUAAUGCAGGACGUCCUGAGAGACUCAUGGAGAAACGUUGAACUGGCAAUCACUGAAGUGGAUGUUCUACUGUCUGAACCAAAGACCAGAGAUGAAUUCUUAAAAUAUUCACAAGAAAUCACUCUGGAUCCAAACACAGCAAACAUAUUUCUGUUAUUAUCUGAGCAGAACAGAAAAGUAACAUUAAUGAACCGGCAACAAGAUUAUCCAGAUCAUCCUGACAGAUUCACUGGUUGUUAUCAAGUCCUGAGUAGAGAGACUCUGACUGGACGUUGUUACUGGGAGGUGGAGAGGACUGGGAGUGGAGUUUAUGUAGCCAUUUCUUACAAGAACAUCAACAGAAAAGAAGCCUUUGGGUUCAAUGACAGAUCUUGGUCUUUAUAUGGUUACACAGACAGUUACACAUUUUAUCACAACAACAUUGAAACUCCAGUACCAGGUCCAGUUUCCUCCAGACUAGGAGUGUACCUGGACCACAGAGCAGGUAUUCUGUGUUUCUACAGCGUCUCUGAAACCAUGACUCUCCUCCACAGAGUCCAGACCAGAUUCACUCAGCCUCUACAUGCUGGAGUUGGUCUUUACUUCUCACUUUCCUGUCCUGGUGAUUCCUCUGCUGAGUUCAUUAAACUGAAAUAGUCAGCAGUGAUCUCAGGUCCAGUUGGUUAAAAUGUGUAUUUUAGUCCCAGUUCCUUUCGUCUCCAUCAUUGUUGCUGAGAGAUCAGCUGUCUUAGUGGAGCUACUUUGUCAUCUUUAUUGUUUUUAUUAAUGUUUGAUGUGUGAUCAGAAUCUCUAAUUUCUUAAUUUUUUUCAUAUUUAGCUGCAUCAUUAUUAUCACAUUUAUCACUUCUGAUGUCACCAGAACCUGCUUGAGUUUCUGAUUAUUUUUAAAGCACAUUAACUAGUAGUGUUAGUGUUAGUUAAUGUAACUAACGUCAUCAUCAUUAGUAUUUUUUCUCUGCUCUGCUUUCAGUUUAUUCUGAUUGAACCUCCAGAAUCUCCCUGCACUUCUUACUGUCAUGUUUUUAGUCUGAAUGUGUAAGAAACUGCAAAGUGUGGAUUGUUACAAGCAUCAUAAACAUGAUAUUGAUUUACUGUUUUCCUCAUUUUUUCCAGUUGUUUUGUUUGUAAAUGCAGACAAAAUGCUCUGAUUUAUUUUAAUAUCUACUUUAGAACUCCAUAUAUGUCAUAUUAUUUUGCAUAAAACAUUUUUAUGGUAGAUUUUUCACUUUGCUGUUAUGGUGAAAAGUCCAUUAAUUUUAGCAUAAACCUGUCAAUAAAUGAUCAGAGGGAAAAUUGACCGAUUUAUAUGUCUGAACAAUGGAUCGGUGCAUUGCUACUCUUUAUAUUUUAAUGUAAACAUCUACAAGAUUCAAGAAUGGACAAAUAAAAUAUAGAGAUUA
This is a messenger RNA of Xiphophorus hellerii (green swordtail), 2730 nucleotides long. Its product is annotated as tripartite motif-containing protein 16-like. The record is from RefSeq and is a predicted model, not a curated record. The transcript has 2 exons. The coding region runs from base 347 to 1966 and encodes 539 amino acids. NCBI's taxonomy places the organism in Eukaryota, Metazoa, Chordata, Actinopteri, Cyprinodontiformes, Poeciliidae. Gene Ontology annotation, molecular function: protein binding.